This is a messenger RNA of Striga hermonthica, 197 nucleotides long. Lineage: Eukaryota; Viridiplantae; Streptophyta; Magnoliopsida; Lamiales; Orobanchaceae. The record is from the annotation of a GenBank genome assembly.
GAAGAUUAGCCGGAAUACUAUGUGCGUUUAUUCAAACACGAAUGAAAGAAAUAAAAAUCCUAGACAUUUUAAUUCAGUUGAUUUGGGUUGAUUUUAAUUAUCUACUAGCACGAGGACCUAAAUUAAGCAAUGUAAAUAGCAAACAACGUAGAACAUAUAGGAUUAGAGAAGCUAGGAAGUCGGGGAUGUCCGUUUUG